GCCGGGGCUGACGUGCUGCUCCGGGUGUGUGUGUGUGUGUGUGUGUGUAGCUGGAUCCGCCGCUGUCACUAACACAUGUAGGUCGCUGCAGCGGCGGAGCAGAUCGGCCGCGCCGUGUGUGCGUGCGAGAGAGAGAGAGAGAGCGUAAACUCCCUCGCUCCCUCUCCAGAAGAAAGAAGCCCCGUCCUCCACUUGGCCUUCGUUGUUGCAACCCCCCCCCCCCCACCCCUCCGACUGAUCCACCCAAAAAAAGAGGCUCCAGGACUAACCCGCCGCUCCGCAUGCACAGAAGUUAGCAGCCGGACAUCUCAAAGGCAAGAACUUCGGUUUACCUUGCGCCGUCAGCAGCCGACACGAUAGAGAAAGCGCACAUAAAGAGCUUUCGUGCUAUUUCCAGACAGCGACCGAUUAAAAUACCAUCAGGCCGAUCUGUGGGAGUGCGCUGUGUAAAAGACUGGCGAUUGGAUUUCUUCAUUUGCAAUCGAAUUCUAGACGCGUCUUUCAAGAUCAUCACAAAUAUCUGAUAAGCAACCAUUAAAAAAAACACUCCACAUAUACGCACGCACACACACACACACUACCGACCAAGCGGAGAGCAGAUUCGAGCAGCUUUGCCAUUUGAAACAAAAACAUAAGAAUAUAAUGGUGAACAACGGGAACUCACAGACGCCCACGGCCGGCGUGAACCGCGCGGGCUUGGCUUGGAAAACGUGCGCCGGCUGCGGGGGUAAAAUCGCCGACCGGUUCCUCCUGUACACAAUGGAGAGCUACUGGCACAGCCGUUGUCUUAAGUGUUCCUGCUGCCACGCUCAGCUCGGAGAGAUCGGCACUUCUUGCUACACCAAGAGUGGCAUGAUACUGUGUAGGAACGACUACAUCAGAUUGUUUGGGAAUAGCGGAGCAUGCAGUGCAUGUGGACAAUCUAUCCCAGCCAGUGAGUUGGUCAUGAGGGCACAAGGCAACGUCUAUCAUCUCAAGUGCUUUACCUGUGCCACCUGCCGAAAUCGUCUUGUCCCUGGAGACAGGUUUCAUUAUAUCAACGGCAGUUUAUUCUGUGAACAUGACAGACCCACGUCCCUUAUCAAUGGACAUUUGAAUCCGCUUCAGAGCAAUCCUCUACUAUCUGACCAGAAGGUUUGCUGAGAUGGCUUGGAGCAGUGCAGAAAGCGUGCCUUCAUCUUUUCAAUCUGGCUCAUCGCAAGUGGACCCCACUUUGUUCCAGUAGACAGUCAUGUUUUUUGGCUGGUUUCAAUGCCAGGUACACGACGACAUUGCACACUUGUAUACCCUCGCUAGUUUGCUCUCACCAAGCUCUUCUUGCAUUCAAAAUGACUUGAGGACACUAGGUUAAGGAUUCUGUGAACCCCGGGCUAAUAACUGUUCAGAAGGUGUGGGGGUGGGGAGGGGGGUUGUGAAGGUAAAAAAAUAAUCAAAUGGCCAUUGAAGGACAUCUGGGAUAAUGACAAAUUAAACUCAUUAUUGGAGGUUUUGAAACGUGCUAUGUACCUACAUUAAUAAUUAGCAGGGCACUGGCCUUGGGUUCCCCCCUCCCCCUUGUAUUCUAUUUUUCUUUAAAACAUCCUUGCAAAAAAAAAGUGUUGGCUCUUUGUAUUUCUAAGUGUUGUAAAGACAAUGUGUUUAUUGCUAUUAUUAAUAAAGAGGCAGCAAUGGGAGAAAAAAAAAUCCAGUGAUCUUUGUGGUAGUUCUCUAUCAUAAACACUUGUAGUGGUUCUCUGUACAAUAACAUGUAUGCAUGCAUGUAUGUGACUUGUCAAAUGUUGCUUCUCUCUAAACCCCCCGUCCCACCCCCAGCAGAAACAUCCCAGCUUUCCAGUCUCUUAUGUAGGACUUUAAGAAUGGAAAUUUUAUUUGUGAUAUUUUCAAACAAAAAACAUUUGCUCUAGUAUGGUGUAUUUAAAUAAUAAAAAGCUUGAAAUGGGGAAAGAUAAGUUUUGUGUGUUCUUAAUAGACUUAAAUAAGUACUAUAAACUCCAGUAAAGCUGUUUGUUGGAAAUGAGUUUGUUUUAAUGCCAACUUUUAAUGUGUCCU
This is a messenger RNA of Pristis pectinata (smalltooth sawfish), 2049 nucleotides long. RefSeq names its product LIM domain only 4 (gene lmo4a). The transcript is spliced from 5 exons. The coding region runs from base 643 to 1143 and encodes 166 amino acids. NCBI's taxonomy places the organism in Eukaryota, Metazoa, Chordata, Chondrichthyes, Rhinopristiformes, Pristidae. The record is from RefSeq and is a predicted model, not a curated record.